AUGAAUUCGCAUACCAUCAGUGCUCUUAUUUUAAUAUGUUUAUGUCUUGUUCGUGAACCUAUUGCUACACAUACAAGCAUUGUAUCCGGAGGAUUUCUGAUUUAUAGAACGAUUUCAAUUACUCAACAAGCUUGCAAUUGCUCGAUGUCUUUCUCCUGUUCUUGCUGUCAAAGUGUGAUCAUUCAAUAUACUAAAGAGAAAAAGGAUCUAUGUGUGAAUUUCACAUAUCAGAGAAACGGAUUGAACAUCGAUGUCACGCUGAGUUCGGACACAAUCAGCACCAGAACAAUCACGAACCUGAAAGCAUUGAAUUUUUGCGUGAACGUUCCCAAUUGCAUGUUCUCGACUGCAUGUAUCAACAUCUUGGAGUUGAACCUACUUCCUACAUCCAUCACGGCUUGCCUUCGCCUAGACAUUUAUGCUACGAAACAACUUUGGCAGAUCAAUUAUAAUUGUAUAAGUGUAUCAAUGCAGCUGCCGAUGAUGCCAAUGAAUAACACGACAAGAAUGACAGCCAUGGCGAACGGGGAAAUGUCCACGAUAGGAAAUGGACAAAUGGAACAAUCGUAAAU
This is a messenger RNA of Camponotus floridanus (Florida carpenter ant), 572 nucleotides long. RefSeq lists its product as uncharacterized. Bases 1 to 570 code for a protein of 189 amino acids. The record is from RefSeq and is a predicted model, not a curated record. Lineage: Eukaryota; Metazoa; Arthropoda; Insecta; Hymenoptera; Formicidae. The transcript is spliced from 5 exons.